ACAAUUUACAAUCGAUCUAAUCGAUCGCGACGCGAGGAAGUCGGAGCGCGCCAGGCUGCAAAGCUGCGCACGUCGAGAGGACGCGCUGCUCGCGAAUGACAGAUCGUUAUCUAACGAGACAGCCGGACAGCCAACUAGAGAAGACAGAACAUCGCCGCAAGCUGAAACUAUGGCAACGCACGAGGAUCUCUUCCUUAGAGCUAGAGGCCGGACCUUUAUUGGGCUGACUCAAGAUGAGCAGAAAGACUGGAGUGGUCCCUUCUGCUUCAUCCAGGCUGCAGACCCUCAGCUGGGUCUCAUGAAGUCCUGGAGGGUGGGGGACUGCGAUGGCGGGGGGGAUGAGUGGGAGGACGAAGUCCGGCUCACCCGGCAGGCCGUGGAGGCCGUCAACAAGCUGAGGCCCCGUCCGCGCUUCAUGGUGCUGUGUGGGGACCUGGUCCAUGCCAUGCCUGGUAAUGAAUACAGAGAAGCUCAGGAGAGGGACCUGAAGGAAGCUCUGAGGGGCAUUGACCCAGAGAUCCUCCUUGUGUUUGUCAGCGGAAACCACGACCUUGGCAACACCCCCACGCCGCAAACGGUUGAGCUGUACCGGCAGCACUGGGGUGACGACUACUUUAGUUUCUGGGUAGGCGGGGUGCUCUUCCUGGUGCUCAACUCGCAGCUCUUCUUCGACGGCUCAGCCUGCCCCGAGCUGAGGGACGCGCAGGAGGCCUGGCUGGAGGCCCAGCUGCAGAGUGCGACCCGGUCCCACUGCCGCCAUGUCGUGGUCUUCCAGCACAUCCCCCUGUACCUGCGCUCCCCAGACGAGGAGGACGACUACUUCAACCUUCAGAGGGCGGCGAGGGAACGCCUCAUCCAGCAGUUCCGGCAGGCAGGAGUGAAGGCAGUGUUUUCUGGCCAUUACCAUCGCAACGCAGGGGGGGUGCACGAUGGCCUGGACAUGGUGGUGAGCUCCGCCAUUGGCUGCCAGCUGGGAACGGAUUCCCACGGCGUGAGGGUCGUCGUGGUGACCGAGGACCAAGUGGUUCACCGGUACUACAGCCUGGAUCAGCUGAGUGAAAAGGGUAUGGAUGAGGACCUGAAGAAGCUCCUUGCUUGAUUUUGCACCUGCCCACAAACCUCUUCACUCAGAGGAGCUCUGAGCCAACAGCCACUGCCACCUGGGUGGCAUCUGUUGCUCUACAGAGCAGCCUGUCUUCCCAGGAUCCAGACUCGUGCUAACAAUCACAAGCCCAUCGUUUCCAGGAAAUAGUUCAUCACUGUGUUAUAUGAGCCAUUUCAUUCCUUACCCGCAACGAGAAGGACACCAAGGUUUUUGGAAAGACGGAUGUUGUGUGGAUCAAUACACAUUGCACUGUUAUUUCCAAAAUAGUGAUGAAACAAAUAAGGACAACAUGAACACAAGACCAGGGUAUUAAUUCUGAUGUUUUCAGUCUUUUUUACAGUACUUAGAAUUACUUGGAAUUACAGAUGGCCUGAUUAGUUCAAUCUGUUCAUCUCCUUUCCCAUUCUGUGUUCUCACUUCCAAAGGAUGGCCGUAAUGAAAGGAGAGGGUCAUCUGGAAGUGUGCUGACCUCAUUUCACAUGUAGUGAAUUACUGUAUUCCUUGUCAUUGUUCACAUCUUAUUAAGGUCAUGAUGAUUUUCAUUCAGGAUUUGGAAUCAGAUGCUUCAAAUUAUGAUCAUUUGAAAUGUUCCAUUAUUACAUUUUAUCCACUGUCUG
Molecule: messenger RNA, 1722 nt
Organism: Scleropages formosus (Asian bonytongue)
Lineage: Eukaryota; Metazoa; Chordata; Actinopteri; Osteoglossiformes; Osteoglossidae
Gene: cpped1
Product: calcineurin-like phosphoesterase domain containing 1
Exons: 4
Coding region: 170-1099 (309 amino acids)
Molecular function (GO): hydrolase activity
Source: RefSeq, a predicted model, not a curated record